AUGGAUCUGAUCGAGAAAGAGAAGGCUCGAAAGACAACAUUUCAGAAGAGAAAGAACGGAUUAAUGAAGAAAGUUUACGAGUUUUCGACUCUUUGUUCAGUUGACGUUGGUGUGAUUAUCUUUGCCUCAAAGUUUCUCGAUGAACCUGAAACAUGGCCACAAGACCCAAGAGAGUUGAAACGUGUGAUUCAGAAAUAUCUGAACACCACCAGUGAUAGGCGUCCAAAGGUGUAUGAUGUGGAAGAGUAUUUCAGUGAAAGGAUGAAAAGGAUUGAAGGUGAGAUUUCCAAAGUGCACAAAGGGAACAUCCAACUCAAGUACCCAACCUGGGAUGAAUCUUACAAUGUUCUUGAAGAGGAACAAUUGAGGAUGUUUGUUGGCAUUCUGGAUGCUAAGCUUGAUGCUUGUAAUCAAAGGAUGAACAUGUUCAAGCGUGAUUCGAAGGGAAAAGCAAUAGCAGAAUCAGACUAUGAUGGUAGUCACCUCAGUUUUAUGCAGAACAUGUCUCAAACACAGAACAUGUCUCAAACACAGGUUUUUCCUACUAAUGAUAACAGUCAAGUAACAUCAUAUUCAUGUCAUCAGAGUCAAAGUUCUCUACCUACUUUGUUUCAACUAGGUCAAAACUGUACCCAAUUGAUUGAAAAAAGUACAGUAGUGGAUUGGAGUAAUCAAGUUGGUGCAAGUGAUCACAGAAUGAGUACACAAGAAGAUGGAUUAGACAAAAACCAAAACUCCUUACCAUGUUUUUACAAUGCAAAUAUUCAAACAAUGCAUCCAUAUAAUAAUGUUGCUUUGCAAACUCUCCCUUCUCAAUUGCAGUACGAUGCAACAUUUCAGACCCUGUCAAAUCGACCAGGUCCAUCACAGGGAUUUACGCCUAAUGGCUAUGAUCAUUCUACUAUACUUCAACCUCAUUUUUUAGACCAUAUACACAGAAGAAAGUAG
Messenger RNA from Vigna unguiculata (cowpea), 948 nucleotides. RefSeq names its product agamous-like MADS-box protein MADS9. Lineage: Eukaryota; Viridiplantae; Streptophyta; Magnoliopsida; Fabales; Fabaceae. Gene Ontology annotation, biological process: regulation of transcription by RNA polymerase II. The record is from RefSeq and is a predicted model, not a curated record. Gene Ontology annotation, molecular function: protein dimerization activity; RNA polymerase II cis-regulatory region sequence-specific DNA binding; DNA-binding transcription factor activity, RNA polymerase II-specific.